Messenger RNA from Zalophus californianus (California sea lion), 3524 nucleotides. It is a transcript of the gene SLC22A4, whose product is annotated as solute carrier family 22 member 4. Gene Ontology annotation, cellular component: membrane. Gene Ontology annotation, biological process: carnitine transport; transmembrane transport. The coding region runs from base 381 to 2042 and encodes 553 amino acids. The transcript is spliced from 11 exons. The record is from RefSeq and is a predicted model, not a curated record. Gene Ontology annotation, molecular function: transmembrane transporter activity; ATP binding. NCBI's taxonomy places the organism in Eukaryota, Metazoa, Chordata, Mammalia, Carnivora, Otariidae.
CCGCAGAGGCUUCCGCGGAGCACCGACUCCACGGACUCGCACGCCAGCGCUCCGCCCGAGGCCGCCUGAACUCAGACUCCGGAUUGGGAGGGCCAGGGAGAAACCCCUGUCCCGGGCGAGGCCUGGGGCGGCGCUCUCCCCUGUGGGACUCAACACCGCGGCUUCGGGCCGGGAGCGCAGCAUUUGGAGUCGCGGGCGACGCGGGGUGCGCGGGAGCGGCGCUUUCUCAACCGCAGGCGGGCUACUCCCAGAGCCGGUUUCCCGCAGGCUGCCUGGCCGCCGAGAACGUUCUGACCCCUUCGGGGAACGCCCUCGACCACGCGACUCUGGCCGAGGACCGCUCUCAGGACCGUUGCAGCCGCGGAGCAGCGGUGAGUAGCAUGCGGGACUACGACGAGGUGACCAGCUUCCUGGGCGAGUGGGGGCCCUUCCAGCGCCUCAUCUUCUUCCUGCUCAGCGCCAGCAUCAUCCCCAACGGCUUCAAUGGAAUGUCAGUCGUGUUCCUGGCCGCCACCCCGGAGCACCGCUGCCGGGUGCCGGACACGGCGAACCUAAGCCGCGCGUGGCGCAACCACAGUGUCCCGCUGCGGCUGCAGGACGGCCGCGAGGUGCCUCACAGCUGCCGGCGCUACCGGCUCGCGGCGAUCGCCAACUUCUCGGCGCUCGGGCUGGAGCCGGGGCGCGAUGUGGACCUGGAGCAGCUGGAGCAGGAGGGCUGCGUGGAUGGCUGGGAGUUCAGCCAGGACAUCUACCUGUCCACCAUCGUGACCGAGUGGAGUCUAGUGUGUGAGGAUGAUUGGAAGACGCCCCUCACCUCCUCCCUGUUCUUCGUGGGCGUGCUCCUUGGCUCCUUCGUGUCUGGGCAGCUGUCUGACAGGUUUGGCAGGAAGAGCAUCCUCUUCGCAACCAUGGCUGUGCAGACUGGCUUCAGCUUCCUGCAGAUUUUCUCCAUCAACUGGGAGAUGUUUACCGUAUUAUUUGUCAUCGUUGGCAUGGGCCAGAUCUCCAACUAUGUGGUGGCCUUCAUCCUAGGAACUGAAAUUCUUGGCAAGUCAGUUCGUAUUCUAUUCUCUACGUUAGGAGUGUGCACAUUUUUUGCAGUAGGCUACAUGUUGCUGCCGCUGUUUGCUUACUUCAUCCGAGACUGGCGGAUGCUGCUGCUGGCGCUGACGGUGCCCGGGGUGCUGUGCAUCCCGCUGUGGUGGUUUAUUCCUGAAUCGCCCCGGUGGUUGAUAUCCCAAAGAAGAUUUAGAGAUGCUGAAAGUAUCAUCCAAAAAGCUGCAAAAAUGAACAACAUAGCUGCCCCAACGGUGAUUUUUGAUCCUAUGGAGCUACAGGAACUAAAACUCCCAAGUCAGCAGAAAGUUUUCAUUCUGGACCUGUUCAGGACACGAAAUAUUGCCACAAUAACCAUCAUGUCCUUGCUGCUCUGGAUGCUAACCUCAGUGGGUUACUUUGCUCUGUCUCUCAACGCUCCUAAUUUACACGGAGAUGCCUAUCUGAACUGUUUCCUUUCUGCCUUGAUCGAAGUUCCAGCUUACAUUGUAGCCUGGUUGCUGCUUCGAACCCUGCCUCGGCGUUACAUCAUAGCCGGAGUACUGUUCUUGGGAGGAGGCGUGCUUCUCUUAAUUCAGCUCGUACCUGCAGAUUACAACUUCUUGUCCAUUGGUCUGGUGAUGUUAGGAAAGUUCGGGAUCACCUCUGCUUUCUCCAUGCUGUAUGUCUUCACUGCAGAGCUUUACCCCACCCUGGUCAGGAACAUGGCUGUGGGCGUCACAUCCAUGGCCUCCAGAGUGGGCAGCAUCAUUGCUCCCUACUUUGUUUACCUCGGUGCUUACGACAGAGUUCUGCCCUACAUCGUCAUGGGUAGCCUGACUGUCUUCAUUGGAAUCAUCACCCUUUUCUUCCCUGAAAGUUUUGGAAUGACUCUACCAGAGACCUUAGAGCAGAUGCAGAAAGUGAAAGGGUUCGGGUUUAGGAAAAAACCGAGAGAUUCAGUAGAGAAGGAAGAAAAUCCCAAAGUUCUAAUAACUUCAUUCUGAUAAGAUCUCCACCCCAUUUGGUGACCUGAAAACCAGCUGCAUCAGACUCUACAAGGAAACCAAAGCCUUUCCUGAGGAACUGGACCAAGCCUGAUGAUGAACACUCAGAUGACUCUGCUGUUGAGAAACGCUUGUCAUAGAGCACACUCCGGGCCACUCUUCCAGAUCAUCUCCUUAAUUUUAAAAACCAUUUCUAGAGAGUCCACCUUCUUAACGAAUUCGAUGAAAUGGGUUCAUACGAUUUUUUUGAAAAUGUGUGGGUCAAGGAACGGUAAAUCCAUACAAAGAUUAACACUCAUUUCCAAACAUACAAAUUCUAUUCAAAUAAAAAGAAUGUCAUUGUAUUAACACAACUAUCAGGUGACAACAGUAUGUGUGUGUGUAUGUGUGUAAGUGAACCAGCACAUUCAAAAUUAUAGUCGUGUUUGAAGUGAACUCAAAUACUGCUGUAACUAAAUGAUUAGAUGCAGUAUUCCUAUCCAGAAAAUUUUAUACAAUCCUUUGAGGGGAACUGAUGGCAGAUAUUAAUAGUGUUUUACAAGUGAAAUGCCACAGGAGAUCAAGUAGCUUGGGUCACAUGACCUGCUGGCCUUGAAGAAGGGAACCCAGGCAGUUCCCUGCUACGAUUUCAGUGGCUAUGACUUAAGGCCUUUUGAAGGGUCCGCAUUCGUUGGGAUCUUUUUGAGCACGUGUUUAAACUUUGUUUCUUUAGAGCGGCUGAAGAGGUAUUUUGCUAGUAAACAGAAUCAGGAGAGCCACGAACCAGUUAGGUUGGUAAAGAUGGUUUGUAUGCCCUGCAGCCAGGAGCUACCGGCCCCCAGGAAGGAGGCUGUCCACGCCAACAAUCUGGAGAGACUUUUAAAACAGUUCUUUCCAUUAACAGAUUCCUUCCUAGGCGUGGUCUGCAGCUGCUGGUCUCUCCAACCAGGGGCGCAUCUGGUUUCAGUUCCACGAGUGAGCAGGGGGGAAGAAAUAAAGGCCACCGCUGGGGUCAUGUGUUAUCAUAAGCUCAGGAGAGACAUGUCAGGUCUCUGUCUCAGCACGUUUUAGGCAUGCUGAGAUGGCAACAGAGCAGGAGGUUACUCCUGGACACCUGGGCAACAUGCUUUCGCUGAAAGUGGCCUCUGACCACAGCACAGUUGUAAGCUCCGGACCCUUCCCUAUACCCAGCGCUAUACUGUGCGCGUGGAAACAGGUAGCCACUGGUUUUCAUAGAUACCUGAUGGCAUCAGCUCCGAAAAACAAUUAUCCCCAAAUGUAAAUUUUCACUAACUGUUUUUUAGAGGAAACUUGGAUGUAACAUUUUUGAUAAGUAGUCCUUAUUAUUUCAAGUUCCUUAUCUUGAACUUUUCUAAUUAACCCUCAAUUUUUUUUCUCUCUAUAGCCAUCUUUCUAACAUAUAUUUUAUAUCCUCCUGACGCACUGAUGCUACCUUUUGACUGUUACUUUAAAAUCCGCCAGAGGGGCGCCUGGGUGGCUCAG